UCAAGCAAUCAAUCAUGUUCAAGUUCGUGUGCCUAUUCGCGCUGAUCGCCUCAACGGCGGCAGCCGCCUCCGAGGCGGACAGUCUGCUGACCAGUGCCCUGAAAAUGGUCAAGGACUGCGGUGAUCGAUCGAUGGUAUUGUGCAUGAAGGAACGGGCCCUGCACUAUUUCGACACGGAGAACGGCGAUGUGAGGCUGACCGAGGGCAUUGCUCUGGUGAAGACAGACGACAUACCCGUGGGACGAUCACUGAACGACAUCCAGCUGCCCGAGGAGGUGGAGUCGCGGGAGGCCGAGGUCGACUCGCUGCUGGUGGAGCGUGUGGCCCGCUUCUUUGGCACCCAUACCCUGCAGUUCAAGGUGCCCAAGGACUCCAUCCAGGACAUGCAGCGCGUUCUCGAGGAGUCCCGCGGCAAGAAGAAGGAGAAGAAGAAGUACCUGAUGCCUCUGCUGUUGCUGUUCAAGCUGAAGAUGGCCGCCCUGCUGCCCCUGGCCAUUGGCUUCCUGGCACUGAUCUCAUUCAAGGCUUUGGUCAUCGGCAAGAUCGCCCUGCUGCUGUCGGGCAUCAUCGGGCUGAAGAAGCUGCUGGAGUCCAAGAAGGAGAACUACGAGGUGGUGGCGCAUCCGCACUACGAGCACGAGCACAGCUACGGACGGUCCCUGCCCGGCGGCGGCGAGGCUCAGAACUUGGCCUACGCGGCGUACAAGCAAUAAGCAAAUAGCCAAAAAGCCAAUCCUGCAGCAACACAAAAAGCAAUAUUCAGUGCAAUACACAGAAGGCGAAAAUGGGAAAUCAGAGAGAGAGAAACAGAGAGAGAGAGAGAUAGCUUGGAGAAAGCUGAACGGAGAAUGAAGAACGGAGAAUAGAGCUCGAUGGCUCGUUUAAUUUAUUCUAUUUAUUUAAUUUAUUUGUAUAGCAUAGUUCAUGCAAAGCUUACACAUAAGGCGCCAUCAUCUGCAACUGUUACACGGGAGAGCGAAUUGUUCAAAAUAAGUCCAAAUACCCCCCAUAGGGAAUAAGUUCAAAAAAUUUCGGGGGCUGAGGAGGCUGAGGAGGAUUUCACGAGGAGUUGGUCCGGGGCUCUGUUUCUUGGGGGCCUUUGCGCGGCCUUUGCCUUAAUUUUAAAGUACUCACUCAAGUGACUGUAACUUUUGUAUUAAUACUCAGAGCUUUACUAUUUACUACAUGACUACUUUAACGCUUUACGCUUAACUUAACUUAACUCAACUCCAAACUAAAACUAAACUAAUCUAAACUUAACUACUUAAACUUUGAACUGCUGCUAGUCGCAGGCCACUCGGGAGGUGUCCAGCCAGCCCUCGCCCUUCGUCUCGCUGCCACCUCUUUAUCAACCGCAAGAACCACUCCAAUGAAAAUCAACAAAUCAAUAAAAGAAAUCCUGCAUUUAU
This is a messenger RNA of Drosophila obscura, 1409 nucleotides long. RefSeq lists its product as uncharacterized. The record is from RefSeq and is a predicted model, not a curated record. The transcript is spliced from 3 exons. The coding region runs from base 15 to 713 and encodes 232 amino acids. NCBI's taxonomy places the organism in Eukaryota, Metazoa, Arthropoda, Insecta, Diptera, Drosophilidae.